Molecule: messenger RNA, 2121 nt
Organism: Mesocestoides corti
Lineage: Eukaryota; Metazoa; Platyhelminthes; Cestoda; Cyclophyllidea; Mesocestoididae
Source: the annotation of a GenBank genome assembly
GACCUUUUGCGAGUUAAUCUUCACUCCAACGUGGAUGGUCGAUUGCUUUUCUCUGUGCCAGUCCACGCCAGCAUCGUGGCCGCGAGACCGAGUCACCGGUAUGCGAGUUCUGACUCAUCCCAUCGGCAGUCCACUUCACAUUUGGGAGUUGUUCCACCUAGCACUCCCACCUCUCCUCACGUAACUAUCAGGAAGGGCUUACCCAUCCCUUCUUCCUAUCUUCCUGAAGCAGGAGAAAGUGCUCUGACAGACAAUCAAUUAGAUAGAGACGCUGAAAUUGCUCAUGUCGGCGUAGCUUCACAGUGGCAACGCAAUGAGAAUCGCGAAUGGAAUUCGCUACGAUCACUUGAAUCUAGACCUCUUUCGAGCUCCUCUGUUUACGAUCCACAACUCACUGAGCUUUUUGGCGGUUCACCUGCCCUGAAGGAUGCCCCGGGGAUGCGAUCAAAUUAUCAUCAGCAACAUUCCCCCUUCGUUGAGACCGUUGAAAAGCAUUUUGCGAAAAACCUCGAGAAAGACAUCGUGGCAUUUGUAGACCGUCCCAACGCUGAUAGUAGCCUCAGUGAAGCCUCCUUGAAACUUGGGGGCUCCGGCAGUGUUGGCGAUGUAAACCUUGGUGGUAGUGGACACCGCCCAGCAUUGGAACUAAUCAUGUACAUCUUGCUCGGUCUCUUCGUCCUUAUUGCACUAAUAUUUGCGGUAAACUGUGGUGCCAUGGUCGCUCGAUACCGAUGGGAACACGAACGAAGCACCAAAGAGACUCUGAGACUGCAACAACUUUCCGAAUUGGCUAUGAGUAAUGCAAACACCGACGUCGCCGGCACCGCGGAAUGUUCCAGUAGUUCGACAGCUGACGUGCAGUCCCAGGGAGACCGGGUCGACACGCUGGAACGCGUAGAGGUUCAGCGGGAUGAGGCAACUUCCACCCCUGCCCACAGUGGCUGCAUCGGCGCCUUAGCGAUGCUUCGUGGCAAAUUAGUUCUCAGAAGCCUGUCCCAUCAACGCAUGAAUCGCGACAACGACUGGGUGUGGCUUGGUCGGGACGCCCUGGCAGAGAGACAAGGCGAAACCCUCAUUGAGCGUCUGGCUUCCACACCAACAACGGACUCGUCUAAGCAUGCAGAAUUUUCUCAGACCACAUCAAGUGCUCGCGGCACAACGCAUUUAUUUGUGGCCAAAUCCGCCCAAGGGUUGUCGUUUGAUGACAGACACCACGGAGGAACUUUUCGGGCUCCAGCAUCUAGGAAAAUCCCAGCGCCGUCAUGUUCGACCUGCCAUUAUAAGGGUGAUGAAUGUAGCAUCCGCAUUCUAACCAACGCAACAGAGCCAGUCAAGUCAACCAACCCCACCGAGGUACCUGUAUUGCAGCAAGGUUCGAACACUGGUCAUCACCUCAUGUCCGGUCCUCGACGGAACACCCACCAAUCUCAACCUGGUUCAUGUCGGCGCUCCAUGUUUACUUUUGGUCAGUCCCUAAUUAUCGACCGUCAGAACCCCAACUGGCAAUUCCCCAUCGACUCCACUUUCCACCAUCUUCACCAGCACCAAAUGUGUUAUUGCAGCAAAGGUGCUCCUUCCCCUUGGGUGUAUAGAAGAGUACCAACUGAGACCUCUGAGCCGUCAGUGGCUGUUGAUGGCUAUCAGACUUUGCCUACAAAUAUUCCGGUUUGGCAUGAUGAAAGAGAGGGCGACAUCCCGCCGAGUCCACCCAGGCCUGCACAACAGCCAGAGCCAUCACUUGCAACUUCAGCUACGAAUGCUGUUUAUUCUCUCCUGGGUGGUGAUGAUACCUUAAUUAGACAAUCAUCUAUUCGAUUACAUCGUCAACAUCAACAGAAGUCUCAUCCCCAAACAAAAACUGAUUUUCCCCGUCGAACACGCAGUUACAGCCGAAUUGACGCCAUUAACAACGAGGCUGAAGUUUCCAUGUGUGCAAGCGGAAGUCAGCAGAACUCAUCCAGACUAUCCACUUGCUGUCCAAUCGAGAUACAAUCAGUGAUGUGCGGUAACUACCGCCAUGAGGAAGAUGCUAUGGCAACGGUAGCCGCGUAUUUUGACUGCGGCCCCCCUACUGUCCCAACUCCUGAACUCCACUCCAGUGUGUCGGAAUCGAUAAGUUGA